UUCCAGCAAAUGUUAAUACAACAUCAGUGAACAACAACCAUAAAAGCAAGAGAGGCAACCUAUGAGAGAAGUUGAUACACUAUGGAAGGUCUAAAUAAACAUAUAGAUGAAAUGGAUGAAAACUGUAAGCAGAUUCAUCAGUUAUUUAUUGACAGGGAGCUUGUACCAAAUGAAGCAUACCUGAACAUGAUCACCUCCCUCUCCAAGGCACUGUACAUCAUAGAAGACCUUUCAGAGGAGGAGAAAGCCCCCAUAAAAGAGCGUGUGCAUAAGAACUUUGAAGAGAACAAAGCCUUAAAUGGGAUGGUGACUAUUCUAACAAUAACAUGGGACACAAGUUUCUCGCUAUGGAACUCUGAUUCUAGUGGAAUAGAAUGCAAGUGCU
Molecule: messenger RNA, 385 nt
Organism: Owenia fusiformis
Lineage: Eukaryota; Metazoa; Annelida; Polychaeta; Sabellida; Oweniidae
Source: the annotation of a GenBank genome assembly